Messenger RNA from Paramecium octaurelia, 1850 nucleotides. Lineage: Eukaryota; Ciliophora; Oligohymenophorea; Peniculida; Parameciidae. The record is from the annotation of a GenBank genome assembly.
AUGUAAUUUAUAGAAUUCUUAAUUUCAUAACUUUUCCCUAAACCUCCAUUCAAAAAUUCUAUUCGCCCAAAUCGUAUCAAAAAGGGUAAUCCCAAUCAAUCCAAUAUUCUUAGAAUAAGAAAUUUGUCAAUCCCUAGAACUGAAUUGGAUCUCAAACUCCAAUGUAGAUAUUAUACAAUUCGAUUCACAAGGAUGCAGAACCCAAAUCAAAUUAAAUGAGUUAUACCCCUUCUCCCAACCUCAAUUGAGAUUCCAAUUGGAUGAUGACUUUUACUCCAUUAAAAAUCUUGAUGAUUUCAAUUCCUACGAUUACUAUUUCAAAGUUCUCAAAUGGACUCCCCAAUUAACUGUAAAUUAGAUCAUCGAGAAGUACAAUCCACCUCUUAUCUAGAUCACACGAAUUCAUUAAAAAGACUAUUUUUGUCAAAUAACCAUACACCUUAGAUCCGUACUCAGAUUUAUUGAGUAAAAUUGCGAAAUCUUCAAAAUCAAUUGACUUAUCCAUCAUUUUCACCUUCCUACUUGUAUCCCUUGCCAAUUUGAUACUCUAUCUGCCAAACUACGAAGAAUACCAAUAAUUAAUGGAAAAAACAGUCCUAUUCGGACAUAAUACAUGGUAUAAUCAGUUUUAAUAAUUGCCACUGUCACCACUCAAAGCCUAAUUUUAUUGUCUAAUUGGAUUGAUUGUUAAUGUAUUUGAUUCCUCUAAGUUACAUGUGUUCAAACAGCAACAAGAAUAAAUCAAUUAGCCCUUCUUUCAUUACUUGAAUUUAAUAAUCAACUUACUCGUCUUUUACUGUCCCUUGUACUUUAUACUUAAAUCCAAACAGUUUAAAAUCAACAAAGAAAUCCUAUCAGGAAUAUUACUUUAUCAAAUCAUGUGUCCUACAUUCUUGGGAAUAUGGAAUAUUACUGAAAGUAACUAAACCCUCACUUAUUUAUAGUAUUGAUGGCCUUGUGUGUCUUUAUUAUAACCGAAAAUGUUUGGUUCGGCUCAAUCCUGUAUGUAAUAGCAGUCAAUUAUGAACCAUAAUGUCUCUUACUCUACCCUCUAAUUUCAACAUACGCUUUCGGAAGAUUAUGUCAGUAACAUGGAAUCAUUACAAAAAAGAAUAUCAGAGUAACAUCAUCUUAUUUAAAUAUAGCCUAAUUUUUCAGGUCUCCAAGAAUUGGUAAUCGAAUUGAUAUUCUUAAUUUUGGUACUAAUAAUUGUUCAAUGCUUCAUUUUGGUUCCAUUUUAUUUUAGUUCUACAUUGGCUUAGGCUAUAUACCCAUAAGCAUUCAUUAACUAUUUCAAUUCUCUGUUUAGUCAUGAGUUCUAUAAUUUGAUGAUAUUUGGAUUUGCUUUUAUUUUAUCAUUUCCUGCUUUGAUGUUGAGUUUUUUGAAUGAAAAAUACUGUGCAUUAGGUGUGCUUAACGUCAUAAUCAUUAUCAAAUUGUUUGACAUUGCUAAUGGUGUUACAACUUAACUGUUAACAGUGUUUUUGAUGUUGAACUUUAAAUAUUUUAGAUAGAUCAUGAAUUAUAUCAUAAUGUUAAUGCCUCAACAGAAUUGGAUAUUCAAAUUAUUGUAUUAUAUUUUUGGAGAUUUAUUUAUGCAAAGAAACAACUAAUUGAUUGACACUCACAAACAUGGUUAAUAUCAAUUCUAAUCCCUGAGGAAAUUAGGAUUCUAUGUAAUUUAAUUGGAUAUAUGAUAGUUACUUUUAUUCUCCCAAAUCAUGCAUGUCUAUGACUUGGAGUCGGUAAUAUAUAAGGUGUGUUUGGUCAUAUUACUAAUGAAUUGCUUGUUUAUAACUCAAUAGAAGAUUACGAAGGUCAUGAGGAAGGCCAAAGUGGAUUGAAGUGAU